Paramecium pentaurelia is the source of this 2670-nucleotide messenger RNA. The record is from the annotation of a GenBank genome assembly. Lineage: Eukaryota; Ciliophora; Oligohymenophorea; Peniculida; Parameciidae.
AUGAAGAGCAAUAAUUAAUAAUAAGAAGAUCUAUAUGAAAUUUUUGCUAAAGUUAAAGGUGUGGAUGAAAGAAUAUUCAGAAUAAUUAUUGAAAUUUUUAAAAAGGAGAAUAUUUAGGACUGUAUAGGAUAUCUUUCAGAUAAUUUAAAUUCAAAACAUCUAGAAUAAUACAUCUAACAAGGAGAAAAUUUAGAAAAAGUUGAUUAGGAAUAGAAGUUGUAUGUGGUUAGAAAUAACAUUAAAAAAAUAAUUGAUGUCUUAAAAAAAAUGAAGGUUCAUGAUUUCAAUAAGAUAGACUAUUCCAGUGAACGAACUAAAGAAUCUAUACAAGAUCUCAUUAAAAAAAUAAAGGAUGAAAGAUAGAUCAUAGAAUUUUUGUAAUUUCUAAUUCUCCUCACAUCCAUAGAUGCCACCUUGAUAUAAUGUGGCUCAAAUUCAUUAAAUUUAAUAGUUUAGAUGAAAGUGGACAUUAGAAAAAAAAAUUUUGAAAAUAUAAAUAUCAAAAAUACUACUUUGGUGGGAGCGAAUUUAGUUAGGUGCAAUUUAAGCGGAUCCUAGCUUUAAAAUGUAGAUAUAAGUGGCAUUAAUUUAAAUGGAGCUAUAUUAUUAAAUUGUAAAUGGAAUAACAUAAGGAUACAUGAAUUAAAUAAAUUGAAAGGUCAUACUAGUAAAGUCAAUUCAGUAUGCUUCUCCCCUGAUGGAACUACACUAGCCUCUGGCAGCAGUGAUAAAUCUAUCCGUUUAUGGGAUGUUAAGAAGGGAUAAUAAAAAGCCUAAUUUUAUGGUCAUAGUGGUUAUGUCAAAUCAAUAUGCUUCUCUUCUGAUGGUAAUACAUUAGCAUCCUGUAGUGAUGAAAUGUCAAUAUAUUUAUGGGAUAUUAAAACAAGAAAAAAAAAAUCUAAAUUUGAAGGACAUUCUGAAAUUGUAAGUUCAAUAUGUUUCUCUCCUGAUGGUAAAACAUUAGCCUCUAGUAGUGCCGAUAAGUCAAUCCGUAUCUGGGAUGUUAUAACAGGAUAAUAAAAGGCCAAAUUAGAUAGUCAUUGUUAUUUGGUCGAAUCACUAUGCUUCUCUCCUGAUGGUACUACACUAGCCUCUGGCAGCAGUGAUGAUUCUAUCCGUUUUUGGGAUGUAAAGACGGGAUAGUAAAAAGCCAAGUUAGAUGAAGAUAGUUAUUAAGUUAAUUCAAUAUCUUUCUCUCCUGAUGGUACUAUAUUAGCAUCUGACAGCUACGAUAAAUCUAUCCGUUUAUGGGAUGUAAAGACAGGAUAAUUAAAAGCCAAAUUAGAUGGUCAUUAAUAUACAGUCUAAUCAGUUUGCUUUUCUCCUGAUGGUACAACAAUAGCAUCUGGUAGUUGGGAUAAGUCUGUACGUUUAUGGGAUGUAAAGACGGGAUAAUAAAAAGCCAAAUUUGAUUUUUUUUGUGAUUUUGUCUGGUCAGUAUGUUUCUCUCCUGAUGGUUCUACUUUAGCAUCUAGUAGUGCAGAUAAUUCUAUUAGUUUAUGGGAUGUUUAGAUAGGAUAAUAGAAAGCCAACUUAUAAGGACAUGAUAAUUGGGUCAGAUCAGUAUGUUUCUCUCCUGAUGGUAACACAUUAGCAUCUAGUAGUGCAGAUAAGUCUAUCCGUUUAUGGGAUAUUUAGACAGGAUUAUAAAAAACUUAAUUUGAUGGUCAUAGUGACUGUGUAUAAUCAAUUUGUUUCUCUCCAGAUGGUACUACAUUAGCAUCUAGUAGUGCAGAUAAGUCUAUCCGUUUAUGGGAUGUUUAGACAGGAUUAUAAAAAACUUAAUUUGAUGGUCAUAGUGACUGUGUAUUAUCAGUUUGUUUCUCUCCAGAUGGUAAUACUUUAGCAUCUGGGAGUUAAGAUAUGUCUAUCCAAUUAUGGGACAUUAGGACAGGAUAAUAAAAAGCCAAGUUAGAUGGUCAUUAUAAUUUUGUUCGAUCAGUACGCUUCUCUCCUGAUGGAAAUAUAUUAGCCUCGGCUAGUGAUGACUUCUCUAUUAAUAUAUGGGAUCUAAACAUAGGAUAACAAAAAUUCAAAUUGAAUGGUCAUAGACAUUCUGUCUUAUCGGUGUGCUUUUCUCCUGAUGGUACUACAUUAGCAUCUGGUAGCGGAGAUAAAUCUAUCCUUUUAUGGGAUCUAAACACAGGAUAACAAAAAUUCAAAUUGAAUGGCCAUAAAAAUUCUGUCUUAUCGGUGUGCUUUUCUCCUGAUGGUACUAUAUUAGCAUCUGGUAGUGGAGAUAAUUCUAUCCGUUUAUGGGAUUUUAAGUCAGGGUAAUAAAAAGCCGUAUUAGAGGGUCAUAUCUAUUCUGUCUAAUCAGUAUGCUUUUCUCCUGAUGGUACUACAUUAGCAUCUGGUAGUGGAGAUAAUUCUAUACGCUUAUGGGAUGUUAAACAAAACGAAACACCACUUCAACCCUCCGAAACCAGUUAUAUCAAUAUUUUAUCAUAAUUACAAACACCAAGUUAGUCUAAUAAUCUUCUUCCAAGUAUUUUUUAGUAUUAUUUAGUUACUAAUAAUAUUACUAUUUUACUCAUAUCCAAAUCUCUUCUACUAUAAGCAUAAGGGGCUCUUGUUGGUUAGGGAGAAUUUGUCAAUUAUUAUAGCAUAGAUUUACGACCAUUAUUGAAAUCUAAAGGUAGUAAUAUUUUGGAAAUUUAAAUAGAAUGA